CAUUUUAUAUGUACAUAUUAUAAAGAAUACCAAAUAUAAACGGACUGUGUAACUUGAAACUUUUGUUUCUUGACAAGAAAUGAAAGUGAAAGUAUUUUUGCGCUAAAGGUCGGUCAGAGCUCAACUAUUCCAGCUCACAACACCCGAUUGCAUUAUUGAGCAGAGAGCAAAGACGGACAAGGACCUGCAGACUCUGUAAGGAUCGAAAGAUAAAUCCUACAUAUACUUCCAAAGUUCACGGCCAUCUCAUAUUGCAUAAGCAUCAAGAUGCCAAUACAGUUUAGUGGAUGGGAGACAUACUGUGAGAAAUCGAGGCACCUUAAACCAGGUCAAGAACCAAAAAAAAGCCAUGGCUACAUAAUGUACCACGGGACACACAAAAACGCAGCAGCAACAAUCAUAUCAUCAGGAUUCAGGCCCUCCAGUGGGGGAACUCUGGGCCCUGGAGUCUACUGUAGUAGGGACAUUAACAAAGCCAUGGGUUACCCAGGCGGUUGUGCUCCUGGUGACAGAGUUGUGUUCAAGCUGCGAGUAAGAGUAGGUAAGGUGAAGAAGAUUGACUCUAAAAGUACGCACUUGUGGUCCACUUGGCAUCAGAAUGGAUAUGAUACAGCCUGGUUGCCCAGCCCUAGUGGAAUGGAAGAAGACUGCGUCUGGAACCCAAAGCGACUCACAGUGAUCGGAAUAGCACACUGCACAGACCCCAGUACUAAGAGCUCACUUGAGAGUCUCAUAAAGAAGCAGGGACAGUUGCAGGAAGCCGAUGGGAGAAGUCUGGAUCAAUGUAAGGGGUGUGGAAUGCACACACAGGAUAAACACACAAUGGAGAAAUGUUGGUCUUGUAAAACAUCAGUAUGCCCUUUCAUGGAUAAGCAUGCCUGCCAAAAGAGCUGAACUGAAGGGAGUAGUUUGUGUACAAAUGCUGUCAAUGUAUUAUCAAUUAUAAUGUAAAGCCAUCACUGCAAAAACGAACAUCAGUCAUAGUUUUUAGAAACUGUGCAGUGUUUAUGCAUUUCUCUGUAUGUGAUAUCAUUGUUUAAUCAGAUAAUGUGUUGUUAUUGAGGUGAACCACAUCGGUCUAGAGCGUGAAGUGACACUGCACACCCAGGGCAAAUAGUGUGCAUACUAUUGCUUCACUAACAUGAAAAUGUAGCGAAUCAUACGAGCUAAAGUACGGACAAUAGUAAAUAUAAACUUUUGUAAUUUUAUUUAUUUUUAUAAAUGCUAGUAAUCCAAAUAAGAAGUUAUUUAAUGGUGGCACAUUAUCAUGAACAUUGAACGACAAUUUUCAAAUACUUUAAAAAAUCAAGUUUGUUAUAGGUUUAAAGGGUUCAUAAAGGGAGGAGCGAGAGGAUUGCUGACGAGAGAGCGUCCUGGCACGCACAUGUGCUAAAUUUGUGUUAUGUUCUUGGAGCCGGUGUCGUGUCGAAAGCUGCCGGCCUUUUACUUCCGUGUCAUUGUUUGUUUAUUUUGAGUAAAAGUUUGUUUAAAGGCAGGGUGUCCGAUUUCCGAAUUACGCUUGUUAAGAAAAAAGUCGGGCCAUGUACCAAAACAACCUUGUAACCAAUCAGCAGUGAGGUACACAGGAUGCAGACGAGCCGAGCACUGACGAAUGCGAAAGAUGGGGGAUUUCUACAGUGCAGCUGCUGAUUAACUUGCUUUAAAAAGUUUACUUUUCAACUUUUCAAUAAUUUUAUGUUGUUGAUUUUGUUUAAACACUAAAUACUACUAAAUUCUUUGAUACUAGUGGUUUCUCAUUUUAAAGGCCAAUCAAAUUGACAACCUAUGCAUGUGCAGUGGUUGAAGCAACCUUGUAAAAAACUGUAUUAAGCACGAUUUCAGAUACAAUUUAUGUAAUGUUUAAUUGUUGUUAAAAAUAUUAUCCUGAUUUUAGCUAGCAAUUUUAGAGACUUCCCUAUAUGGGGUUUAUUCAGGUGGUAUAGGGACAAUAUGGUAUAUACUGUAUAAAAUAAAAUAACUGUAUUGUUCUAAUUGAAACCCAAGAUUACUGUUGUUGGCUUGCUAUGAUUUUUCUAUUAUUUAUUUACUACUGAUAGCACAACAUUUCUGACUUAUAAAACAUGCUGAAUGCCUUGCCCUAUUAGAAAGUAUACCACAUAUGCAAGGAAAGGAAAUGUAUCUUUUAAAAGUCUUAUUGUAUAUUUGUCUUAAACUGGUAUAUUGUUUAAAAAACAACAAUCUGUGUUAUGUCUG
Molecule: messenger RNA, 2214 nt
Organism: Triplophysa dalaica
Lineage: Eukaryota; Metazoa; Chordata; Actinopteri; Cypriniformes; Nemacheilidae
Exons: 2
Coding region: 268-894 (208 amino acids)
Cellular component (GO): cytoplasm
Molecular function (GO): NAD+ poly-ADP-ribosyltransferase activity
Source: RefSeq, a predicted model, not a curated record